AUGAAAAAUAUUGAAAAUACUAUUUUUGAUAAUUAUAUGCGGAUACCUCUUUAUAACUUUAGAAUGUUCAUCAUUAUUCUGGAGUCUGACAUUAGAAAAUCAAUAUCUUUUUCUACACCUGCUUAUUUCGCAAAGAUUCAACUGUUAGAGAUACCCUCGAAAAACUCAAAAUAUCAAGCUGAGUUAUACCUUGAACGUGCAGAAAUAUCUUCUUUCCAAUGCAGUGCCAUAUAUAACAGAAAAGGGUUUCAUCUAGUAAUUCAAUCAGUUAUAGAAUACAAUAUUACAAAAUGGCAGGUGAUACAUUACAAUUUAAAAUCUUGA
Molecule: messenger RNA, 324 nt
Organism: Clunio marinus
Lineage: Eukaryota; Metazoa; Arthropoda; Insecta; Diptera; Chironomidae
Source: the annotation of a GenBank genome assembly